Molecule: messenger RNA, 1785 nt
Organism: Cylindrotheca closterium
Lineage: Eukaryota; Bacillariophyta; Bacillariophyceae; Bacillariales; Bacillariaceae
Source: the annotation of a GenBank genome assembly
AUGUCACCGUUUUGUUGGGGAAUAAGUUUACUAUUGAUGAUGAUGCAGACAGUGACUAGCGCCAAAGUGCCCCUUGACCUUUCGACUCCACCCAGAUCGAAUCCCCCCAAACUCAAGUUCCCGUGGUGCAAAACGGCAUCUAUUGACGAAUAUGGGAAGGUUGUCACCGAAUCAGUUACCAAUACUCAACAAUUGGGGGACCAGGCGUUUGACCAAUCACAAAGCUCGCAAUGGAUGGAGUAUAUUGAGCGAAAAGAAGAUCGCUUGGGCGAUGCGGGUGGUGCUGGCGCCUACGACACUAUGAGAUGUGAUAUUGUGUUUCCAAUAACCUCGGAUGAAGAAGGCGAGAACGUGGUUAUUUGGGGAGAGGAGUUUCAUCUGAGGAGACUGAAACGAUCGUACAAGGCUAUUCAGCAACAAGAAGUCACAGACCAGGAACUGGAGGACGCUAUUCGAGACUCGAAGAAAAUCAUAGAUAUCCUCCUGUCACUCGCAAAGUCAGAUGCAAAGACCAUUCCUGGCUUGAAAGAAAUGGAAUCUGAGACAUUCAUUGUUCCUGUACGACUCACAAUCUUGUGGUCAUCGCCCCUAAAGCAACUGAAAUCUGUAAGAUCUACUCCGCCGAGGAUCCGAGGCCAUGCAUGUUCCAGCUUUGAAUUGCAGUACCCAACUAAGAUUCCUUCACAAAUGACUGCAUCAUUAGCAGUACAGUUGCGAGAAGAUGAAAGCGGCAGAAGAGAGUUUAUAAUUGAUGAGACUAUGCCGACAAGACAUGCAGAUCCACAAAAGAAGAUCGCUUCCUGGUGUCGACAACGUAAAAAAUUGCAAGGUUCGGAGGAGAUCGAAGAAGUCUUGAUGGUCCGAGAACGAAACGACGACGAAGGUACAAAACGAUUGGAGAUUCUUGAGGGUCUAUCAUCAAAUUUCUUUGUAAUCCUAAAGAAUGGAACAGUGCGAACAGCCACUGAGGGGUGCCUGCACGGCUACGUUCGACAUUUGGUUCUGAGCCUUUUGGACCAGUAUGGACUCAAAUUCGAUCCAAGGCCAAUUUUCGUUGACGAAUCAAGUGAAUGGGAGGAGGCGUUUAUCACAUCAUCGUCUCGUCUCAUCUAUCCCAUCGACCAGGUGAUCAUUGUACCCCCAUCACAGAAUGAUAACCAAUCAUCAAAAGGUUUCUGGAAAUACGAGAAAUCAUUGGACUCGAACAAGGAAAUGAAAUGUCUUUUAUUACGGAAGCAAAUGCUUCGGUCAAACUUGCCAGCAGAUUAUCAUCCCGGAGAUUGCCAACGCCAACGUUGUAAUAUCAACCAAAUCGCAAGUAAUAUCAAAAUGGCAGAAGAAGCUCGUGGAAUCUGUGUUCGUGACGUUAAGGCCGAUGCCUUCAUCGCUGAAUAUGCCGAGCAUUUGAAGAACUCAGACAAAUUCGAAUUGCCAGUUUGGUCUGAUACCGUCAAGACUGGUGUCUUCAAGGAACUUGCCCCUUAUGGUGAUGACUGGUAUUACAUCAGAGCUGCUUCCAUUGCACGAAAGGUCUACCUUCGUCCUGGAGUUGGUGUUGGUAUGCUGCAAAAAUGGUAUGGAGGAAAUUACAGACGUGGAGCCCGAACUGAACACUUCCGAAAGGCUUCCUCGGGUGUUAUCAGAUCUGUCCUCAUCCAACUUGAGGCCAUGAAGGUUAUUGAAAAUAUGCCCAAUGGAGGACGACGCAUCACCACUGUCGGACAACAGGAUUUGGAUCGUAUUGCGGGAGCUGUCUUCGCCCAAGGAGAGGAUGACGAAGAAUAA